Molecule: messenger RNA, 1686 nt
Organism: Teleopsis dalmanni
Lineage: Eukaryota; Metazoa; Arthropoda; Insecta; Diptera; Diopsidae
Exons: 3
Coding region: 1-1686 (561 amino acids)
Source: RefSeq, a predicted model, not a curated record
AUGAUACUAACGACAUAUUUUAUUCGUACUGUACUAGUUCUACUCGAUUUAUUAGCAAGCCAAUCAUUUGCUCAGGAGGAUCCGAGUAAUGUAGCACAAUGGUUUAAGGAACGGAUUCAAAGGAUUCAAAUGGAACAGAAUUUCGAAAAUAUUCUCAUUAUUCGUCGCAAUCCAAAAGAUUGUUUUCUGGAGAAUUUACCAAACAUUUUGGAACAACCAAUAUGGCUUUCUGGUGACAAUAAUACUUUCGAUUUAAAACAGAAAUUCAAUAGCGAAGUUUUGGCACUGGUAUGUCAACAGAAGCAGUUCGAUAUACUCCAACUAAAAUCUUUAGCUAUAAAUCUAAAUAACAUACGUCAUACACGUAUCAUUAUUUUGGCAAAAGAUUUUUCUCAACCACAGGAUUUAUACGAACCACUCAUGAGAUAUAGUCCAUAUCCAGAUUAUCAAGUAACAGUUCAAACAUUUCAGAACGCAACAGAUAUAUUUCGAAAAUAUUGGUUAAAUUUUCGAGGUAAAAUUUUGUAUACCUUACCAGAUCAAUAUGAACCUCGUACUGUGCUCUACAAGGAUCUUGAUGGAGGAAACAAAAUAAGUGGUUACGUUGCAAAAUUAAUACAAUUGUAUGCUAAAAGAUAUAAUGCAUCACUGCAAUUUCUUUUUCCUCUUAAAAUUGGACAAAUUAUUCAUUCCAAUGCUAUGAAAAAGUUUUCAGAAAAUCGCACUUUGGAUUUACCAAUGAGUAUAACAACAAUUGAAAAUUUGCAAACCUCUCAUGAAGUUUCGUAUCCAGUUGAAAUGAAUUCUUUAUUAACUAUGGUGCCAGCAACAGGAUCAAUAUCCACGGAAAAUAUUUACCUUAUAAUUUUGGGAAAAAAAUUAAUAAUUGUGCUAAUAUUUAUGAUUUUCAGUUUUUCUGUGCUUAUUACUAUUGCCGAUAUACUACCAGGAAUUUUAGGACAAUCUUAUGUACUGCAUACUCAGCCUAAACCAGCUCAGAAGUUUGUGUAUUUAUCAAUAUUUGUAUUGGGUUUAACACUGAAUACAUUAUAUGCAGCUCACUUGAAAACUCUUAUUACAAGUCAUCCAUCAUUGAGAGCAAUAAUGAGUUUCGAUGAUUUACGAAAUAUGAAUUUAAAUAUUUUAGUUGAUGAAAUUGACGUAAAUCUUACUGAUAUUAUUAGAGGCCGUCAAGUUCUGGACAAAAUACGGGACCUGAUGAAAAUGACAGAUACCGCAACUUUUCGAUCUCACCGCUCUAAUCUAAAUACUUCUUAUGCUUAUACAGUACCAUCACCAAUUUGGAGAUGUUUUGAAGAACAACAACAUUUUUUUACACGUAAGCUUUUUUAUGCACCUAAAUCAAUGCUAAUUUUGGAAAUGACGCAUUCCGGUAUUCCAUUACAAAAAAAUUCUGUACUUAAGGAAUCACUCGAUCAAUAUAUAUACCAGGUACAUGCUGCGGGCUUUUUAAAAUAUUGGUACGCAAACACGUUUCGUGAUAUGGUCUCAGCAAAAAAAAUCGCUAUCACUGAUAGAUCUGAAAUAGAAAAGUUUAACAACUUAAGAAUUCAAGAUUUGUAUUGGAUAUGGAUAUUAAUUGGAUGUGGUUAUAUGUUGAGCACAAUAGCUUUCUUGGUAGAGUUGUGUCUCAGCUUCAUCAAAUCAAAGCUAAGAGAAAUUUAA